This is a messenger RNA of Penicillium subrubescens, 900 nucleotides long. Its product is annotated as ankyrin repeat domain-containing protein. The record is from RefSeq and is a predicted model, not a curated record. NCBI's taxonomy places the organism in Eukaryota, Fungi, Ascomycota, Eurotiomycetes, Eurotiales, Aspergillaceae. The transcript is spliced from 6 exons. Gene Ontology annotation, molecular function: protein binding. Bases 8 to 727 code for a protein of 239 amino acids.
CAUCGUCAUGGAUCCUGAUCAGAGCGCCAAGUUUCCUCUUCAUGAGGCUGCCCGUGAGGGCAAGACUCAAAUUGCUGAAUCGCUGCUGAACGCAAAUCCCAAAGCUGCGCUUGUCAAAGAUGACGAUGAACGUCUUCCUAUUCAUUGGGCCGUGGCCUACAAUCGACUGCCUAUUGUGGAGCUGCUAGUUGGCAUGAAGAAUUUCGAUCCCGAUGUUGAGGAUGGAUCUGGAUGGACUCCGCUCAUGAUCGCUGCCAGUCUCAAAGAUGCUGAGGGUGAUAAAAUCAUCGACUUACUUCUACGCAAAGAGGCCGAUGUCACCAUGAAGAGUAAUUCUGGCCAGAAUGCUCUGCACUUCGCAAGCUCCAAAUCCAACAUUUCCACGGUCCGAAGUCUGCUAGCGCAUAAAUGUAGUGCUCGGGUAAAAGACGUUCGUGGCCAACUACCUCUUCACCGAGCCGCUGCGGUUGGCUCUGUUCCUAUUAUCAAGAUGCUUCUAGAGGAAGGCAAGAGCCCUGUUAACGCGACCGAUAAUGACGGACUGACGGCACUGCAUCAUGCCAUCUCGGAGGGUCAUGGUGAUGCUGCAAUUCUACUCUUGAAGUCAGGCGCAGAAGCUGAAAAGCGAGAUGCUGAUGGGCGGCUAGCAAUUGAUCUGGUCCCAGAUGAUAAAGUCAAGCAGUACAUUUUGCAGACAGCAGAGAGGGAGGGAAUCGAGCUACCAUGAAAUUAACUUGUCAUCAAAAUCCCCGCUGAAACAAGGUUCUGCAGCAACCGAACGUUUGCUUUUAUGCUACCUCGGUGUCUAGCCAGUUUCCCCGCACAUCUCGCUCCGCAUUGCCGAGUAUGUGCCAAUCCCCGAUUGUCAUAAUGCAAAAUUUGUAGUGUAACAUAAGAGCU